Molecule: messenger RNA, 3114 nt
Organism: Anas platyrhynchos (mallard)
Lineage: Eukaryota; Metazoa; Chordata; Aves; Anseriformes; Anatidae
Product: nuclear GTPase SLIP-GC
Molecular function (GO): GTPase activity
Source: RefSeq, a predicted model, not a curated record
AGCGGCAGGAGGAAGCCAAAGCAUCAAGCUCUGUCUUGUGAUUUAUUUAUUUAUUUUUUUUUUUUUUUCUGGGAGAAACGUUAGCUUUCCGAUAGCUCUGUAGACGAGCCCGUGGCUGCUUCCUCCCUGCCCAAACACAGCCAGAUUUUGGCAGUUUUCCCGGAGCACAGUAGUCCUUGGAGUACAGAAGCGGUCGUAGCCAGGUCAGCUUCCUCGUGGAAAGCAGGAGCGACGGGGCACUGAGGCAGAGUUUGGCCGAGAUUGACAUGGCAAUGCGUCGUGGUGCAGAGAACGAUGCAGCUGAGGUCCCCCAGAGGCGACCGCGACUGCCGGAUGCUUUCCAGCAGGAGGAAAGGGAGACGCUCAGGAAAUACGAGAAGAUGGAGGAGAGGGUCAGAAAAAUUCUGACCGCCUCGUGCGAGAAGAUAUCCCACCUCUUUCAUCUGAAGGACAUGCCCGAGCACCUGGCUUAUCUCCGGGACCGCAUCACGACCCUCAGCUCCAAGCUUAACUUCGAGCCCAUCUACAUCGGGCUCUUCGGGAGCAGCGGCGCGGGGAAGAGCACCCUGCUCAACACCAUCCUCCACAAGCGCUUCUUCCUCCCGGUGUCAGGGACACGCGCCUGCACCUCCUGCCAGGUUCAGAUCAGCACCUGCGGCAGCAGAGAGUACAGAGCCAAGAUUUUUCUCCUCUCCAACGAGGAGUGGAUGGACGAGGUGAGGAGCCUGCUGGCAUUCCUGGAGACGGACAGGGAGGCUGAUGAGAAUGACAGCGACAAAGAUCACGCCGUUCGAGCGCUGCAGGCUGUCUACGGGGAAGGAGCGGAGAACAGGACUUACGAUGAGCUGGUGAAAGCCAAGCCUGCCAUCACUAUUCCCCACUCCAGAGUUAUUGAUCUGAAAACGGCAGAGGCAGAAGUUCUCUCCCAGGAACUGGACCCGUACAUCCGCAACCUGGAGGGCAACGAGGGGCCUGGGGAGGGGGGUGCCGCCCUCCACAAGGAGCAGACGCGGCUCUGGCCCCUCAUCAAGUACGUGCAAGUGACUCUUCCCGCGUCCGACUUCGUGCCUGAAGGGGUCAUCUUUGUGGACAUCCCGGGGACGGGCGAUUCCAACAAGAAGAGGGAUGAAAUGUGGAAAGAGAGCAUCCUGCAGUGCACAUCCAUUUGGGUCAUCGCUGAUGUUGAACGCGUUGAUGGGGCCAGAGCACAUGAAAACAUGCUGAAAGAGGCGAUUACAGCUUGCAUGAUUGGCAAGUGCAGCGAUAUCACCUUUGUGGUCACCAAGAUGGAUAAGAUCAGCCGGGAGGAGUACAUGCGUGACCAUCCCAAUGCACCGAAGGAUCUAAGCACGCACGAUGCCAUUUUGGAGACAAAAAAAGACCUGAAAACAAGAAAGAAGAGAGCAAUAAGGCACAAGAUGGAGAUGAGACUGCCCAGCGACACAGAGGUGGUGGAGAAGGCGGACCUGGUGUUCACCGUCAGUGCCAAGGAGUACUGGAACCCCACGGUCCUCACGAUCGAGGAGACAGAAAUCUCCAUGCUAAGGGACCAAAUCAGGAAGCUCUGCCUGAACGUGAGGAGAAAUCAGCUGCAAGAGCGCAUGCGGGAGAUCCUUGUCAUCUUCUCCCUGGUGGACGUUUUCCACACCAUGCAGCUGAACCCGGGUCCAGCCCCGCAUCAGGACAGGCUCAACGCGUUUGUGUCAACGAAGAUCCAGAAGCUGGAGAAGACGGCUCAGGACAUUUUUAAAGAGAUGGAUUUGCUUCUUACCAAUGGGGUGAAGUCUGCCCAAAAUUCACACAGGAAGAAAAUUGAAAAUAUCUUUGCGAUAGGCGAGAAGUCCAAAGGCUUCUACAGGACCCUGAAAGCUGUGUGCAGGAGGAACGGGGUGUACGUGUCCCGCGUCUUCCACCGCAUAAACAUCAACAGAAGCCUGGCUGAGCCCAUCUACGCAGCAAUUGAAAUGACGUUUGCAAACAUAUUCAGAAAACAGAUGCUCACGAGGAAGAGUCUGCAGGCUGCCAUCAAUGGGUUCAGCACGGUGGUAAAAGGCGAAUUCAUGGUGUUUGCGAGGGACACGAAUAUGAAUGAGUCCAAGCUCCAAUUCCUCUUACAAGAGACCGACAUCAUCAUGAGAGCUCUCGAAAGAGAAAUCCUUCUGAAAAAGAAGGCCAUCUAUGAGUCGCUUGAGCUGUCCAUCCAAAGCACCUUAACGCCGUAUUACCAAGAGGCUGAGAAGAUAAGUGGGAAGGACACGUACAAGCAGAUCAAAAGCAUACUGACAAAGAGCAUCGAGGUGGAGGUACAGCAGGAGAUGUUCAAGAAAGCGAAGGAAAGGAUGAUGAGCCAGUUCCGGGAGCUGACGGAGCAGAUGAGCACAAAGCUCAGCAAGGAUUUCCUCGGCAUGCUCAGCGUCAUCUUCAGCCAGUGUGACACACCGGUCAGCGUGCUGCCAGAUCUGCAGGAAGAAUACCAAGAAAUCCUGGAUAUGCUGAAAAACUUGUGACAGCCUGGCUGACCAAAAAGGCCGGCGCGAAGAGGCUUUCUUUACAUUUUGAGCAUUUCUUUUUUAUCUUUUUGCUUUUAUAUUUUUUUUGCUUUUACUCAUUCAGUUCAUUGCUUUGCUUUGGUGGCCAGCUUGAAGUAGAAAUUUUAAAGAUGGCAGGGGUUAGACUGAGCAGCUUGACCACAGGCUCAUGGGGACCCAGAAUGGAGUGGGUCCCUUGGGGGUCCUGUCUCACACCCCUCCUAUUUUUCCCCUUGCCAGCCUUUUCCAGCGAGCCCUGGAGGUGCAACCAUGAGACCUCGGUUGCUUUCUUGAACGUGUUCAAGGAAACAGGACAACAGAUGAUUAGUUUGAUUGCAUUGGUACAAAAAAUAUAUAGUUUAUGUGUGUUUUUUAUAAUCUUUUCAUAAAAGUAAAUCCUUUUCUACUAUGCAUAUCAGUUCUCAAGUGUAAGCCAGCAGGGUAAGACACCCAUGUCUGAAUUAAAGCCGGAAGCAUCCCCAGAGAAAUUGGGAGUGUGGCAGGUAAGCAGCAAAAGCCACAAAAGCACAACUCUGCUGGAAACGAUUUACAUGAAAUCUAAUAAAAUACAAACCUUUUUGGGUUC